AUGGGCGAUAAUCCACUAUUAAUGACAGAUAUAUUCACUUAUAUAUCGCCGUUAUGCCUUAUCGCGCUAUUCUUCUUCUGUUUUUGUCGUUUUCUUGCACGACCAUGCAUCGCUUCAUCCUCAUCACGCUCAUCUCGCUCAACCAAUGAGUUCUCAGCAACACAAGGUGCUGCUGCCAUAACGCCGUCACAUCGUAACGAACGACGCAGAGAACGAAAUCAAAGGCGGCGUCGAUCACGAACAAUACCCGCCACAGUACGCGUUCAGCCAACAGGGCAGCUACCUCCAAUUCACCUUAUAUCAGCUGACUUCCCCGAGAUAAUGAUUGUUCGUCCGGGUGAUGAACCGCCGAAAUACGAGGACGCAAUUAAACUGAAAGAUGCCACCCCUCCAGCUUACACACCAACCAUAACCCAAACAACUACGCACACUUCAUCAGCAACCACCGCAACCGCUCCAUCGAUAAGCACGGGACAUGAAGAUCGUGAAAGAGGUACCGUAUCGGAUUGCGUACAUAGCGUUCAGUCGACUGAAUCACGGACAAGAGACGAUCCAGAAAGUAGUCACGCUCCGAUAAGGCGGACGCAUUCACUUCCUCAUACGUAA
Molecule: messenger RNA, 606 nt
Organism: Anisakis simplex (herring worm)
Lineage: Eukaryota; Metazoa; Nematoda; Chromadorea; Rhabditida; Anisakidae
Source: the annotation of a GenBank genome assembly